Messenger RNA from Fraxinus pennsylvanica, 696 nucleotides. NCBI's taxonomy places the organism in Eukaryota, Viridiplantae, Streptophyta, Magnoliopsida, Lamiales, Oleaceae. The record is from the annotation of a GenBank genome assembly.
AUGAAUGGUCCUGGAGUACUAUUACCCCUCGCCAACACUACCACGGACGCACUCCGCCGCGUACCUCUUUUAACAAAAACCAGAAUUACAAGAAAAUCGUCCUCCUCGACCCGAAAUUCUCUUGUAAUUGAGGCCGUAGAAGGCCAGGCCUCGCCUGAUACUCCGGUUGAACCAGUUGCCCGCCGCCUCAUAUUGCUCCGACAUGCCCAUAGUUCGUGGGAAAAUCGUUCCCUCCGAGACCAUGAUCGCCCUUUGAGUAAAUCUGGACAAGCUGAUGCAGUCAAAGUCUCACACAAACUUCAACAAUUGGGCUGGAUUCCUGAACUAAUACUCUCAAGUGAUGCACAGCGGACACGGGAAACACUGAAAAUUAUGCAGGAGCAAGUUCUAGGCUUUCUGGAAGCCAAGGUUCAUUUCAUUUCAAGCUUUUACUCCAUCGCAGCCAUGGAUGGACAGACAGCCGAGCAUCUUCAGCAGGCUAUCUGUAAAUACUCGAAGGACAAUAUACUUACUGUCAUGUGUAUGGGGCAUAAUAGGGGAUGGGAGGAGGCAGCCUCUGUGUUAUCUGGUGCUUCCAUAGAACUGAAAGCUUGCAAUGCUGCUCUGCUUGAAGCCACUGGAAAAUCAUGGGAAGAGGCAUUUUCUUCAGCGGGAUUUGGUGGUUGGAGGCUCCAGGCUGUUGUGAAACCUGACUGA